UAGAAAAUAAAGAAGAGAAGAAAAAAAAUCUGAGAGAAACAGAAGAAUUACACACACACAAAAAAAAAAAAAAUGAGGCCAUUGAGCAUCAAACAAGCAUCGGUAGAUGUUGUAGCGAGACAUGCCACGUCAAUAAAGACACUCGAGAAUCACGGACCGCCUCUGUCGCCGUGGCACUCCCCGGUGCCGUACCUUUUCGGUGGUCUUGCGGCUAUGUUAGGACUCAUAGCUUUCGCUUUACUUAUCCUCGCUUGCUCUUACUGGCGCUUGUCCACCUCCGGUGAUGACUCCGGCGAAGGAAACGGUGGAAGAGUCGACGAAGGGAAAGAGAGUCAGUCUGGAGUGAAGGCGGAGAGCGUGGCGUACGAGGAGAAGAUUCUUGUCUUUUUUUUUUUUUUGGAUUUUACAUUUUUGCUAUUAGGUCUUUCUUUUGUUGUUGGGGGAUUUUCUUGGGAAAUUUUCCGAGGAAUGUAAAUUUUACUGAGAGAAAAUUUUGAGUUAUGAUGAUUAAUGAAUGUUUUUGUUCGUA
Messenger RNA from Camelina sativa (false flax), 529 nucleotides. Its product is annotated as protein GLUTAMINE DUMPER 4. The record is from RefSeq and is a predicted model, not a curated record. Lineage: Eukaryota; Viridiplantae; Streptophyta; Magnoliopsida; Brassicales; Brassicaceae. Gene Ontology annotation, biological process: regulation of amino acid export.